Messenger RNA from Magallana angulata, 933 nucleotides. RefSeq lists its product as uncharacterized. NCBI's taxonomy places the organism in Eukaryota, Metazoa, Mollusca, Bivalvia, Ostreida, Ostreidae. Bases 72 to 548 code for a protein of 158 amino acids. The transcript has a single exon. The record is from RefSeq and is a predicted model, not a curated record.
ACAAAAUACGUUAGUAAUAUACUUCUGAGCAGGCGAACAAAAUAGAGGGAAUAUCAAUAGAGCUCUUCAUAAUGAAAAUGAUAUUAGGAAUGAAGCAGGCGUGUGUAUGUCAGGGUGUUCCCAUUAAACGAAAGGACGAUGGACUCGAAGUUAAAUCAGGGAAUUUAUUUCUGAUCCAGUCCCACCAGGGAAAGUGUGUGAGGAUUCCAGUCCACGUGCGCGUCUAUCAGAGCUGUUUUGAACAUUACGCAAUAGUGAACAGAGACGGUAAAUUCGCCAAUAAAGGCAUCUUUGUGAAUCUGAAAAACUCGACAGUGUUGAGAUCGGAGGCAAGUGACAGCGAGUUUCUGAUGGUCCCUGACAACGUGGAGGGCACGAGUUACACGUUCCAGGCUCCUGGUCCCACAGAGGCGGCCGACUGGGCCGAUGUCCUCAGACCUAGCGUCUCCCAGGGGUCACCCACCCACGGGCAUCCCUCACCCUCGGUUUCCCCCGUGAUCCCACGAAUGCCGCUGAUGCCGACUUUGGCUGAGGAGGAAGAAAGCUGACCUCAUGUGACCUAUCAGACUCGGGAUAUCCGGGUCUUGUUUAUGAAGCAUGUGCAGACUUUCAGUAAACAUGUUUACGAACUGCCGUGAAGCAAUUAAUUGUCCUCUUUCUUCUGGCCGCCUUUAUGCUGAUACAGUGAGUCUGAGUGACAGUAAUGGGGCCAUCGCCAUAGACGAGAUGCACUGGUCAGUGUAAACAAACAAAACGGUGCAUGGCCCUGUGACCUUAGAUGACCGUGUGAAGGUCAACGGACUAGGCCAGUCCUUGUGUGUUUGACCCCAGAGACAGGAAGCUGAUGCUGUGAUAUUAUUGUUGUAUAUUUUUAUUUAUUUGUGCAAUACACGUUUGACGUGAUAUCUCCAUUGUUAAUAAAAUAUUUUUUUU